AUGGCAUUCAAGAGUUCGCCUGUGAGAUUUCAGAUCAAACGGAUAAAAACUCAUGGAGAUAUUGUAUUUUUACGUUUUAGUUCAGUUAGAUGUUUCUACGUUUUUGAUAAAAGUGAUGAAAAAAUCACGGACUUUUGGACCACUAUAGCAAUAGAAGCUUGA
Dentiscutata heterogama is the source of this 162-nucleotide messenger RNA. NCBI's taxonomy places the organism in Eukaryota, Fungi, Glomeromycota, Glomeromycetes, Diversisporales, Gigasporaceae. The record is from the annotation of a GenBank genome assembly.